Telopea speciosissima is the source of this 2337-nucleotide messenger RNA. RefSeq lists its product as uncharacterized. The transcript is spliced from 3 exons. The record is from RefSeq and is a predicted model, not a curated record. Bases 1 to 2337 code for a protein of 778 amino acids. Gene Ontology annotation, molecular function: zinc ion binding. NCBI's taxonomy places the organism in Eukaryota, Viridiplantae, Streptophyta, Magnoliopsida, Proteales, Proteaceae.
AUGAGUGUUAAAAGGACCAAGGCAUCUAGCAGUAAAGCCACCAAUAGAGAUUGUGACAUGAGUGAUCCAAGGACCCAGGUAGCUAGUAGUUAUGCCAUUAACACAAGGGGUGGUAAGACUGAUACAGAGACCAGGGCAACUAAUAAGGAUCAUGUUGUGGUUCAUGAGUCAAGUAACAGUGAUAUGGAUGAUGAAUGGAAAUGCUCAACUGAUGGUAAGAAUAGUUUGGAAGAGAGUGAUACGGAUGUGGAUCUUGAUGAGGAAGACAUGUCAUGUGAUGACCUUGGGGGUGAUGAGGGAAUGGAGAAGUCUGAGGAGGAAAACAUUGAGAAAUGUGAUGAUAAUGAUGUAUUAUCUGGUUUUGAGUCUGAUGACUAUUAUGGGCAUUUCUUUGAUAAUGAUAAAUUUCAUGAUGGAAAAAUAAGUUUAGAGACUGGGAUGCUUUUUGAUAAUGUUGAUCAUUUCAGGCAUGUACUUCACAGUUAUGUUAUUCAACAAGGUUUUGAGAGACUGUUUGUGAAGAAUGAAAAGGCAAGAGUUACUGUUGUGUGUAAGGCACCGGAGUGUACAUGGAGAGUGCAUGCUUCACCUAGUAGUGAUGGAGUCACAUACAUGAUUAAGUCAUAUUGUAAUGAGCAUAGUUGUGCCAGAAAGUACACAAAUAAGUCUAUUACAUCUGGUUGGAUUGCUAAAGAACUUGCCUAUCAGUUGAAGAUGGAUCCUGAAAUGAAGACCAAGGCAAUGGCUGCUUAUAUUAUGGAAAAGUAUAAUGUAACAGUCCCUUAUGUUUCAUUGUACAGAGCAAAAAAGAAAGCCCGUAUAGCCAAUGAAGGUAGUCAUGCAGAGUCAUUUGGCAAACUAAAUCAUUAUGGUGAAGUGAUGAGAGAUAGAAAUCCAGGUAGUCUUUUUAGACUCAAUUUUCAUCAAAGGCAGGUAUUCACAGAGCCUCCAAUUUUUAAGAGAGUGUUUCUUUGUUUCAAAGCUUGCAUAAAUGGUUUUGUGAGGGGUUGUAGACCAUUUAUAGGUCUUGAUGGUUGCCAUCUCAAGGGUGUGUAUGGAGGAGUUCUACUGGCUGCUAUAGCUGUUGAUGGAAACAAAGGAUUGUUUCCCAUUGCAUAUGGUGUGGUUGAAAGUGAAGGUAGAGAAAGUUGGCAGUUUUUCUUAACAAAUUUAUAUGCCGCUCUACACAUUUACAUGGAUGAUAUGACCAUCACAUUUAUAUCUGAUAAACAAAAAGGGCUACAUGAGGCCAUUAAUGAGACAUUUGCAGGCCAUCACCAUAGAUGUUGCAGUAGGCAUCUGUAUCAAAACUUCAACAAAAGGUUUCCAGGUGUGUUACUAAGAAGACUUUUUUGGUCAGCAUCUAAGGCAUCUAAUUCAUUCUUUUUUGAGAAAGCAAUGAAUGACAUGAAAGACAAGAACAAAGAAGCAUAUGAUUGGUUGAGUAAAAAUCCUCCCAACAUGUGGGCUAGACAUGCAUUUGAUUUUAGAUGCAAGAGUGACCAUAUAACAAAUAAUAUGAGUGAAUCAUUUAACCAGUGGAUUAACCCUUUUAGGAACAAGCCCAUUCUGAUUGUAAUUGAUGAGAUAAGGAAACAAUUGAUGUCAACAAUGCAUAAAAGGUAUGAAUUGGGUUGCACCUUUAAGGGAAUAGUCACACCAAAGAUCAAGAGAAAGUUGGAUUUGCUCAGUGAAGAAUCUAGAGGGUGUAUUCUCCGUCCUGCUGGAUUAGAUGAGUAUGAAGUCUCAGAUAGGGAUGGCAGUUAUGAGGUUAAUUUGAAAAAUCACACUUGUGGUUGCAGAGCGUGGGAAGGUACAGGAAUACCUUGUAAGCAUGCAACCUGUUGUAUUCUUUACAAGAGGCACACAUUGGAAAGCUAUUGUGAUGAUUACUAUAGUGUAAAAAGAUACUUGGAGGCUUACAAGGAUAUAAUCCACCCAUUACCUGGUUUGGAGCAGUUAAAAUCUGAGCAUCACCUAGGUACUGUUCAGCCUCCACCCUUGAAGAGGUUACCAGGAAGACCACAUAUCAAUAGGAGGAAGGAACCUGAUGAAGGAGCAUCUGGAGAGUUUAGAAAAAGAUUUGGAAGUGUCAGAUGUAGCAACUGCAAGGAGGUAGGCCACAACUCAAGGAAAUGCGAAAGAGCUCCAAUUAAAGGGAAGGAAGUAAAGGGAAAGAAGGGAAGUGGGAGCAAAUGUGAUGUCAAUACCUCUCAAAGAUUGACCAGAUCUCAAGCUUCUUCUACCAUCACUUAUGACAAUAUGCAGGCCAAGAUUGAAGCACAAAGGAAAGCCAAGGAAGAUAAAAGGAAAGCAAGAGAAAUGAAGAAGAAAUAA